GUUCACGGCUCGUGUUUCUGCCGUGGCAUUCCGUCCAGCGAGGCGAUUUCCUGAAGCCCCAGAAGGCGCGCAGAGGCCUACACUCACAGCCAUGGGUGCGACGCAGGCUAAGGCGGCGGAGGCUCUGGGAGACGAGGAGCUUCUCCGCUUGGCGCUGGCUUUCAUCCGCGAGCGUCCCUCCCUCAAGGAGGCGAUCGCGAAGCGCAUCUCGUCUCCGAUCGACUUCGAGGACGCCGUGUCCGGCCCUCCAGACAAGGCCCCGGGCGUCGCCGUGGUCUUCCAGACCUCCUGGGCGCGCCCCCACAUCCACUGCCGCGUGGGGCCCGCGGCCCCGUGGACGGGGCCCCCAGGGCUGCCUCUGGGCAAGAGCCAGGUCGACGGCUUCGAUUCGCCUGGCUGGUUUGCCAUGAGCCAGUGGAUGAAGGGGCCUGGCGACAAGGACUUUUCGGUGGCGCGCGCUGGGCUGUGGAUCGUGCGAGAGGGCCAGCUCUCGCCGUGGCAGGCGGGCGGCGCGCUUCCCGCACCCGCUGCACCGGCGCCAGCGCCGCUGGCGAUGCGUGUGGCGCAGUGUGGCACCGCGAGCCCGGCCGAGCUCGCAGGGGCGGGCGGGGUGAGCAUCCUCUACCACACGGGCUUCCAGAGCCCCUGCGUCCACUGCCGGGUGGGGCCCGACAGCCCGUGGACACAGCCUCCCGGCUUGCGCCUGGCAGCGAGCCAGGUCCCGGGCUACGACGGCCGUGGCUGGUUCUGCCUGCGCCUUCCCGAGGCGCAGAAGCUGGAGUUUCUGUUCAAUGACGGCAGCUCCAGCUGGGACAAGGCCCCGGGCGGUGGCAACUUUACAAUCCCUCGUGCGGGCGCUUGGAGAGUAGCCGCCGGGAAGGUCGAGGAUGCGACGGCUGCGCCCCAGCCGACCGUGGCGCUGGCGCCAGCGCCGGCGCAGGCGGCGCUCGGCCCCGCGCUGACCAGCGCGGACAUGCUGGCACCGCCGCAGUCUGGGCUGCCCGCCCAGACAAAGCUGGAUGGCAUCACACUGCUGUACUACACCUCGUGGGAAUCGCCGUACCUCCACUGCCGCGUUGGGCCCACCAGCGCCUGGACCGUCAUGCCCGGCCUUCCUCUGCACAAGGCCUCGGGGGAUUUGGCCAGGGACUUGGUGCUGGGCGUCGCCGGUUCCAAGGACGAGAUUGGCGGGGCCGUCUGGUUCGCGGCCCACCUGCCGAAGCUGAAGGCGCUGGAGUUCGUGGUGAACGAUGGCGGCCCGCACUUCAGGUGGGACAAGGCGGGCGGAGGGCGCGACUUCCAGGUGGGCGAGGCGGGUGCCUACGUGGUCCACCACGGGCGCCUGGAGAAGCUCCCGGCGCCUCCAGAGGUGCCCAGCGGCGUCGAGGUCAAGCAGGUGGCGCGCGCGUCCGUGAGCCUCGCAUGGGCGGCUGCCUCGGGCGGGGUGAAGGCGUACCGCAUCUUCCGCGACGGGGAGGUGGUGGCCUCCACGCUCGCUGGGACGACAUCUUACACAGACUCGGGCCUGCUUGCGUCUUCCGUUUUCAAAUACGAAGUCGCGGCGGUCGGCCCUCAGGGCAUGCCCAGCGAGCGCUCCAAGCCAGUCGAGGCCAAGACGAAGCCGGCAGGCAAACCGGGGGCCCCGCUCGAACUCCGCUGCACCGUGGCGACCACGAAGAAGAUUGAGCUGGAGUUCGUGCAGCCUGAGGACACUGGCGGAGCGCCAGUGACUGCUUUCGUGGUUUCCCGCAAUGGGCAGGCCCUGGCCACAGUCCUUGCUGGCGCCGCCAGCGACAAGGUGGCGUGGUCCGAUACGAGCGUCAGCGCCGGUGCCUCCUACACUUACUCUGUCACGGCCUGCCACUUGCCUGCGGAGAACCAGAUGCGCGACGAGGUUCUGAAGUCUCGGAAGGCGGCGGGUCAGGACAGCGGCGUGCUGCUGAGCAUCCCGAAAGAGCUCAACGAGGGCGAACCUGCGAAGCUGGAGCGGGUGGAGGCGGUGGAGGAACUGGAGCUGGCGCCGUGCUCCAAGGAGCUGCAGCAGCAGCUGGGCGUCAAGGGCUUCACCGUCUUCUACAGGUCGCACUGGAGCAAAACCUUCAUGCAUUGCAAGUCCCUCAGGCCGGGCUCCGCCUGGACGGAGCUGCCGGGCCUGCCCAUGACGGAGAGCCCCGCCGCCGCGUUCCCUGCCGCGGAGGGUUGGGUCGUGCUGUACUUCCCCUACGCCGCCGCUGGCCUGGACUUCGUGUUCAACGACGGCGGGAACCAGUGGGAGAAGGCGCCGGGCGGUGCCAAUUUCUGCGCGGCCAUGAGCGGCGCGGUGCGGGUCAUGAACGGCCAGGCGGAGCGCGUGGUUUCACCGCCGCAGGCGCCCACCAAGCUGGCGGCGAAGGUCCUGGACGGCUCCCGCAUCGAGCUCUCGUGGACGCCGCCUCCCGUGGGCAAGGACGAGGGGCCGGUGGUGGGCUACAGGGUCUACCGCGGAGCGAAGCUACUCCAGAGCAUCGACGCGUCCGCGUGCACUUUCGUCGACGUCAACCUGUUCGCCUCCACGGACUACGAGUACACCGUGAGCGCCGUCAACCAUCAGCAGGCCAGCGGCGCGCAGUCCCAGCCCGUUGCCGCGCGGACUGGGAGACCAGGCCCCCCGUCGGCACCGAGGGCCCUUCGCGGCUCUACAUUCAAGGUGGACGGCGCGAUGCGCGUGAAGUUGGAGUGGGAGCCGCCGACGGAUUGCGGUGGGGCGCCCAUCGCGCAGUACGAGAUUCUGCGCAACGGCACCCUCUGGGGCUCCUUCCAGGUGCACACCGACCAGCUGGAAGAGGAGACCAACAAGGCGCAGCCGGUCGAGGCCGUGAAGCCCCCGCAGCAGCGCUGGUUGCGCUCCACGGCGUCCUACUCGACGCUGUCGUGGUUCAAGGACGCCCUCGAGUGGGUGGACGAGGACGUGGAGGCUGGCGAGACCUACGCAUACCAGGUGGUCGCCGUCCAGCUGGGCAAAGGCCGGGCCAACGAGCUGAAGACCAUGCGGCGGUGCAGCUCGCGGCUUCUGGACGAGGUUCAGGACGGCGUCAAAGGUCCUGCGAGCGAGCAGGCGCAGGUGAAGGCAGUGGCCUUCGUCGACAUCCCCAGGCUGGGAGAAGCCAAGACCAAGAUCCUGUUCCAGGCCUUCGACUGGAACUCCCACCACACCCCGAACUGGUACCUCACAGUGCAAGGCAUGCUACCGGAGCUCCGCAGCGCGGGCGUCAACAUGAUCUGGCUCCCCCCGCCCUCCGACUCCGUGGACCACCACGGCUACCUCCCGCGCAUGUGGUACAAGCUCGACUCCCACUACGGCUCCGCCUCCAUGCUGCAGGACCUCGUGAUGGCCAUGAACGAGCAGGACAUGGCGCCCGUACUCGACCUCGUUGUCAACCACCGCUGCGCCGCGGCGCAGGACUCGCAGGGCCGCUGGCUCGUCUUCAAGGAGCCCGACUGGGGCGGCUGGGCCAUCUGCCGGAACAGCCCCGCGGUGCCUGGCGGCAGCGGCAGCGACGGCACCGGCGUCGAGAUGGCCCAGUUUGCCCCGGCCGUGGAUCACACAAACCCGCAGGUGAAGGCGGACGUCAAGGAGUUUAUCCGCCACAUGAUGGAGGACAUCGGCUUCCGCGCGAUCCGCUUUGACAUGGUGAAGGGUUACGGGCCGCGGUUCCAGGCGGAGUACGUGCGCGCCGCGGGGAACCCUUUCUCCGUGGCGGAGAACUGGAACGGCGACGUCAACGGCCUCGCCGACUACGUGCGCGAGUGCCAGGGCGUCAUGGCUGCCUUCGACUUCCCUUUCUACUACAACCUGAAGCGUUCCAUCCAGUCCAACAACUUCAGCGAGCUCAGGGCCAUGGACGGGAGGUUGUCUGGGCUGGUCGGUCGCGAUCCGGUGGGGGGGGCCGCGGAGAUCAAGGUGUCGCCCAUGCCUCAGCCAGCGGGGCUUCGCGACUGGAAGCUGCGCGCAGAGCGGAUGAUAUCUCCCGCGUAUCCGGACGUAGAGGGCGCUCAGUGCCCGGCAGGCGCCCGGAGAGAGGUGGGCGAAGUCCCGCGCAUCUGCGCCCCGCGGAGGGCCGCUCUGACCCGCUUCAAGGCGGACGGCGGAGGCUGGCCUCGCGCGGCCCCGCCGGCGAGGAGGCAGGGCUCCGACUUCGAGGACGCCGGUGCCGAUGUUGACGCCGGGCAAGGCUGGACCAAGGGUGCUGCCGCUGCCGCGAGCGGGGCCUACGCAGGUCGGUUCUGUCGCUUGCAGCACUGGGGAAUCCGCGAACUUAAGCGCAUGGCGGAGCCCGCCCCGCCCCUCACGGAGGUCGCCCUGCGCUCCGACGCGCGUUGGUGGGCGCGCAACGCGGGCGGAGCGAAGCUGGCCCACCUCUGCUGCUACUGCGAUUCCGAUUACCAGGACAAAAACGCUGGGGGAGAGAUCCCAGUUCCCGUCUUCGAUUGCACAAGCAAGACAAUGAAGAAGUUUCUCUGGGAGGUCGCCACCUGGCAGACCGGCAGGGAGGUCAAACCCCUCAAGCAAAGAGCGACGCUUCUGGCGAGUCUCAAGGGCAAGGCUGAGGAGGCGCGCGAGGAGCUCGACCUGGACACCACCAAGGGCGAUGACUCGGUGGAGGUCUUCCUGGCCUACCUCGGGGAGUGUUUUUCCGAGAUCGAGGAUAUCCGCGACUUCAGCGACCGCUUCAACGGCGUCGCCACGAAACUGAAGGCAAAGGGCAUUCAGGUGCCCGAUGAGGUCUUGGCUGGCCUGUGCAUCAAGGAGGCCCGACUGCCUCUUGGGCGCGCGGCCAGCUUACUCAAUGCGGUCGGCAACAAGUUCAACCCCGCGAGGAUCCAGGAGCAGCUCAUGAUUUACCUGCCCAAGGCUUCGGUCGUGGACGGCCACGGGGACCACCGCGACAAAGGAGGUUACGGAGGUCACAGGAAGGACCACACGAAGGUGUGCGCCACGGACGCCUGCGACGAGGAGCGUAAGGCCGAGGACAGAUUCGACGGCGCAUCCUUCGACAGCUCCGACGACUUCGACGACCCGCCAGACGAGCUGCUGGGCGCGGUCGACGACGCGGAGGAUAAGCUCAAGGAGGCUCAGCAGGCGCGCGGCUACUUCGCAGGGCGAGACGGCGGGCCCUUGCCGAAGAAGGACGACGCCAGGAUCACCGAGAUGAAGGCCAGGACGCGCUGCGGAGCUUGCGGCCUGAAGGGCCACUGGCGCGGCGACCCGCAAUGCCCGAAGGAAAACGAUCCCAGCGCGAAGGAUCAGAUUAGGGCGGCGAGGGCCAGCAGGCAGAGCGCGCUGCAAGCGAUCGACCGGAAAAUGCUGGGCCGGGGCGCCAAUGCUCUCGAGGGGAUGACUGCCUCCCACUUCUGGGGUCAGAAGAUGAAGCAUGGGGAGUCCUUCCAACGUCAUGCAACGUGGCGCAGAUCACGCAAAGAGAUCAUAGGCUACGAAGAGCAAUGCCAGAUAGUGAGCCUCAGCCAGGGUGUGUUCGAUUGCAUCAGCAGGCAAGCGGUAGCGAGCAACGGGAGCAGCCAUCAGCCCGCAGUUAUCAAACGGCAUAAUCACCGCAGCCAUCCGGCUCGAGCUCAACUCUGGCUUCGCCAGCGAGUGCGGCGCGUGCCUUUGCAUAUCCAACCGCCGCAGCUUUCUACGAUCCAGCGGUCGGCGCUGAUGCCCCCGCCGCACCAGCGGUGUGCGACGUCUCCCAGGGCGACGAACCGGGGGGCCAGCGAUUCGAGCAUGCCGACGCCGAGCACUUUCCGGCUACCAGCGAUCUCCAGCAUGAGGAUGCCGCAGUUACAGGCGGAAGUGGCAAGCUACGAGUUGGAUGCGCGCGGCGCCGCGCGCGACCAUUUCCGAGUGAUCCUGCGCGAGCUGGGGGCCGAGGCGCACGACGGCAAUGUGCUGGGCUACGUCCCAGUUUUGGGCAUGGUGUGCAAGGAGGAGCUUCAGCAGCUGUGCAGGGAGAGGAACAUCGAGUUCCACCUGCGCGCCUUGGGCUCGGUGUCUCAUCCGAGCUCGCAGACCAAGGGGGGCGACAAGAUGCGCUUCGGCAAGUGCCCGACGGCCGACAACCAUUGGGUGCUCAAGACCGACUUGGGCUACGAACGUUGGGCGGUCCUGGAGCUGGACAAGGGGCGAGCAAGCCCGCUCCUGGCGCGCUUCGCAUGGUGGGUGAAGGCCCGCGGAGUCAAGCCGCUCCCGCAGGAGAAGGCCAAGGCCACCAUUGAGGCAGUGAUGGUCGAGGAGGUGGUGCUGGGCGACGAGGCGGUGGCGUCAGCGGCCAUCGCCAAGGGAACCCCGAUGAGGCAGGGGAGCUGGGUUGGAUAUCGCCGCGGGCGACCUCUUGAGAAGCGCGAGAUGGGCGCCGGCGACGUGGGCUUUGCGAAGGCGGGCGAGACCGACUGGGAGACCCACGAGUCCCCAGCCGCUGCAGGGAAAGCCGCGGGUGGCAACGGCCGCCAGUGGGAGCCGCCGGCCUCGCGCCGGCGGCCAGACAUCAAGAAAGGCAAGCGCGUUGGCCUCCUCUGCCAGGUCACGGGCUUGCUGGGCGCCUUCGCUUUUCAGGCGGUGCUUGCCGCGCAGUGGCUGUCCGGGCCCUUCAAGCUGUUCGCCCAGUAUGCGACGGGCGCGGCGCAGGACUUGGCGGAGCACUUCAAGAGCGUCAAGGAGAUCUACACCACUCGGAGCCAUCGCGCGGACAUCAUGCAGGUAUUCGGAGGCGAGGGGGCUGUAUUAUGGAGAUGGCGCUGGGCCGCAACAUCAGUGGAAGUGAUCGACCGCAAGGGCGGCUGGGACUUCCGCGAGCAGAAGGACCUCGAGACGGCGUGGGACCUAUUCCAUUCAUCGAGGCCGAGGUUCGUGUCGAUCGAGCUACCCUGCGCCUACUGCGCGAGCAUCACGCGCCUCAGCUUGGGCGCGCCGAAGGACAAGCAGGCACUGCGGCGACAUUGGCGGGCAGAGCGGCCAUUCAUCUCGCUGGCCCGCGACCGCCGCCGGCCGGAUCUGGGCACAGCGCGUGCUGAGGCAGCCGCUGACCGACGAGCGCGUGCACCUUGUGAGGCGCGACGUGUGCGAGUAUGGGGCUCGACGCUACAAUUCUGGGGGCUCAUCGAGCACCCCGCCAGGCUGCUGGUCACCCACGAGGAGUUCGAGCAGCUGCGACGCACCUGCAGCCGCAAGCACCGGCACGACCAGACGGUCGGUGACAACGCGGCGGUGCGCAAGUCCGGCACUACCCUGCGAAGUUCCGCCGAGCGGAGCAGGCCACCGCCUAAUUACGCGAACGAUAGCGCGUCCCUGGGAGGGAUGGGCGAGCCCACUGGGGGCCCAGACCCCGUGGGUGGCGGAGGUGACUUCGCUCAUGCACGCGACGUGCGGGCCGACGAGACUGUGGGCGGCAGGAUCGGGGUCGGCGCGAUUAUUUUCACAAAGAACACAUCAUCCUGCUGCAAGCCAGCCGAGCUGGCCAUGCUCAAGAGACUUCACGUCGACUGGGGCCAUCCGUCUGAUGAAGACUUGGGUCGCAGCCUGCGACUCAAGAGCUCCAAGUCGGCCGCCGUCCAGGCCGUCGGGGGGCUGAUCUGCGGGGUGCGCCGCUCGCAGCAGCGCCCGAGCGCAAAGAGACCAACGCACCUCCACUUCGGGCAAGGUUUCUUCGACGAUGCGGGCUUCGACUGCUUCGAGCUCGAGGACGUCGACGGCAAGAGCUAUUGGUAUUUCAGCAUCCUCGACCUGGCCAUCACCUUGCACGUCGCGACGCUGAUCGGUCGCCAUGCUAGCCAGGAGUUCGCUGCCGCGUUCGAGAGUUGCUGGGCCUCCUGGGCAGGGGUGCCAGACUUAGUAUUUUUCGACGUGGAGAAGGGGUGCGGCGGCGCCCUCAGCGAGCUGUUCCAGUCAUUCAACACGGAGCAGCUACCCAUCGCUGGACAGGCGCAUAGGACGAUUGAGCACUCGUCAACCAAGGGCGAGGACGAGAUGCGUUUGCUGGGCAUCAUGGUGUCGGGCGCGAAGAACUCGCUGAGGAGACGAGCUGGCUUCAGCCCCGCGCAGUGGGUGCUGGGGCGCCAUCCCACGGUGCCCGCGGACUUGGUGGACGACGCGGCCAACUGCAGCGCCCGCAGCCUCGCCUCCAACGACGAGAAGAUUCGCAGGCGCUAUGCUAUCCGGACGGUGGCGCGUGAGUCGUUCAUGAGGAUGCAGAACAACGACCAGCUCAGGCGGGCCGUGCUGGCUCGCGCGCGCACGGUGGCCACGCCCUUGUCAGUGGGUGAGAUGUACCGCGUUUUCCGCAAGGUGAAGAAGAAGGACCAGAAGGAGCAGCGCAACCGCAGCGCCAAGAAGGGCAUCCGGCGAGGUCCGUGCGUGGUCAUCGGUCAUACUGGCGAGAACACCUGGGUCUCGCUUGGAGGGCGCACCAUGCUGGUGGCCCCGGAGAGCAUCCAGGCGCUCGCUCCAGACGACGUCUUGCACUUGAAUGGCAGGGGCGGGCUCGGACAGGCCAUGGCCGAGCUAGAUCAGGAGAAGGCGCCCGUGGAGGACAUCCGCCCGGGGCCGGGCGAGCCCGAGGUGAAGCUGGACGAGAUAGAGCAGGCGCGGCGGGAGCUCCUCGACAACCGGGACGACGACGACAUCGGGCUGGACGUCCCGGUUGACCCGCAGCCAGAAGAGCAUAUCGAGGUGCAGCUCACCGGUCCAGCGCUACCAGCCUUGGAGGGGCCAACCUACGGCCCCGCUGAGCUUCGACGUCGGCGAGCCACUUUCGAUGGAGCAGACAGCGGCGAUUCCGGCCCGGCUUCCAAGCGCCUUCGCACCUCCAAGGAGCAUGCGGGGUCAGGUGCCGCGCCUCCGAGGGCAGCGUCGCGCGACCCUGAGGCGGCGCUCGGCAGUGGACCGACGGCCAGAUCCGAACCAGAAGGAGCUAGACAACGUUCAAGGUCCGCUCCCAGAGAGGCGAUGCAGAGCUCCAUCAUCGCCGAGAGGAUCACGCGCAAGCAGGCUGACAAGGAGAUCCUCUUGAGGGCCAUCAAGGAGUCCGACAGGGAGCGUUACCGGGAGGCGGCGGCCAAGCAGUGGAGCGAGUGUCAGAAGUGUGGCUCCUGCCAGGCGCUCUCCACCGAGGAGUCCGAGGCGGUCAGGGACAGGGUCAAGGCUUGCCUCAUCCCGCGCAGCGGGUUCGUUUACCGGGGCAAGAGCGCGCCGAUGCGGACCGAGAAGCACCCGCUGCCGGUCAAGUUCAAGGCCAGAUUCGAUCUGGAGAUCUACGCGGUGUUCGUGGAUGCGGCCUUCAUGCAAGUCGACGAGCAGCCCGACCAGCAUUUGUUCAUGGCGCAGCCCCGCGAGGGCCUGCCUGGGCUACGCCCGAAGCGGCUGAUCAAGAUCUGUAUGGGAGUUUUCGGGUUAGCUACGUCACCAGGGCAGUGGUGGGCGAAGCUCAAGAGAACCUUGCUUGCGGUGGAGGAGAACAUAGGCGACAACUUCGUGUUCCGCCUGCGCCAGCAUUCGCUGGAUCCAGCGCUGCAAAACGGCUGCGACAAGCUCGGGGAGUCGCGCGUGGUGGCGGUCGCUCGCGUGGGCGACCGGUGGUGGGGCAUCUCGCCCAAGUGCCCGAACCUGUGCGACAGAUUCUACAAGCUACCGCCGUGGGCGGGCUGGAGAGGCUUGUCGUUUAUAUUCUGUGGCAAGCAGGCGUGGCGCGAUGACGAGGGCGUUCUACAUCUACGACAGACCGAGUACGCGAGCCCCAUCGAGGAGAUUGCACUCAGCAGGGCGCGCAAGACGGAGCUGCCGACGGAGGCGACGCUGGCCGAGAUUCCGGACAGCCGCUCCGCUCUCGGAGCGCUGGGAUGGCUCUCGUCGCAAACUCGACCAGGCUUGGCCGCCGGAGUGGCCAUGGGGCAACGCGCGCAGAACAGGCCCACCAUGCAGGAUUUGCCCGGGGCGAAUUGGCUCAUCAAGCUGGAGCGGAAGCACGCGGAUGUGGACUGCGCGGACGAGCCGGCUGAGGGUGGCAUAUCCAAGCUUCUCUUCACAGCGGUGGGAUCAAGCAGCAAGGACAAGGCGAUGAGGAACAGCUCGCAGAACCACGACACCGCGCAGCUGGCCGCCGCGGGGGGCUGCUUCGGCAACAACGAGCAGGUGCUCCGAGGCUACGCGAUCAUUCUCACGCAUCCCGGCGUGCCGACGGUGUUCAUGGGCGACUACAACAGGGGCUCACACGUGCGCGAGAAGAUCCUUGCGCUGUGCAGCAUCCGCCAGGAAGGGGGCAUCCACGUCACCUCGAACUGCGAGAUCCGGGAGGCGCGCGGGGGGCUCUAUGCGGCGAUCUGCGGCGGCAAGGUGGCCGUGAAGGUCGGCACCGACGACUGGAACCCGGGCAACGGCUGGACCUUCGCGUUGGCAGGCCACGAAUUUUGUGUGUGGGUCAGGCGCUGA
Molecule: messenger RNA, 10459 nt
Organism: Prorocentrum cordatum
Lineage: Eukaryota; Dinophyceae; Prorocentrales; Prorocentraceae
Source: the annotation of a GenBank genome assembly